This is a messenger RNA of Mesocricetus auratus (golden hamster), 1956 nucleotides long. It is a transcript of the gene Fez2, whose product is annotated as fasciculation and elongation protein zeta 2. Lineage: Eukaryota; Metazoa; Chordata; Mammalia; Rodentia; Cricetidae. Gene Ontology annotation, cellular component: cytoplasm; axon. The record is from RefSeq and is a predicted model, not a curated record. The transcript is spliced from 9 exons. Bases 35 to 1162 code for a protein of 375 amino acids.
GGCCGGGGCGGGGCGCGCGCCGGCAGCGGGAGCGAUGGCGGCGGAUGGGGACUGGCAGGAUUUCUAUGAGUUCCAGGAGCCGGCCCGGAGCGUCCAGGACCAGGAGAACUGUAACGCGAGCCCCGAGGCCGGAGCUGGGGCGCCCGCGGGCGGCGACAGCUUCCCGACCUUGGCCUGCAGCCUGGAGGAGAAGCUGAGCCUGUGCUUCCGCCCCUCGAAGGACGCCGAGCCCCCGCGGGCGACCGUGCGGCCCAUCACGGAGCGCAGCCUCUUGCAAGGGGACGAGAUUUGGAAUGCCCUGACAGAUAACUAUGGGAAUGUCAUGCCUGUGGACUGGAAGUCGUCCCACACGAGGGCUUUGCAUUUGCUGACUCUGAACCUCUCAGAGAAAGGGAUGAAUGAUGGCUUGCUCUUUGACACCUCAGAUGAGGAGGAGCUGAGGGAGCAGUUGGAUAUGCAUUCGAUCAUCGUCUCCUGUGUCAACGAGGAGCCCCUCUUCACCGCAGACCAGGUUAUUGAAGAAAUCGAAGAAAUGAUGCAGGAGUCACCAGACCUGGAAGACGAUGAGACUCCCACACCGUCCGACCGACUUUCCACGCUCUCCCAGGAGAUUCAGACUCUGAAGAGGUCUAGCAUGAGCAGCUAUGAAGAGAGAGUGAAAAGACUGUCCGUGUCUGAACUGAAUGAACUGCUGGAAGAGAUCGAGACAGCCAUCAAGGAGUACUCGGAGGAGCUGGUGCAGCAGCUGGCCCUGAGGGACGAGCUGGAGUUUGAGAAGGAGGUGGAAAACAGCUUUAUCUCUGCUCUGAUUGAAGUGCAGAAUAGGCAGAAAGAGCACAGAGAGACAGUCAAGAAGAAGAAGAAGCUCAGAAACGGCAGCUCUCAGAACGGGAGGAGUGAGAGGAGCCACAUGCCGGGCACACGCUUCAGCAUGGAAGGGAUCUCAAACGUCAUUCAGAAUGGCCUCCGCCACACCUUUGGAAACUCAGGCGGAGAGAAGCAGUAUUUGACGACAGUCAUCCCUUAUGAGAAAAAGAAUGGCCCACCAUCCGUCGAGGAUCUUCAGAUAUUAACAAAAAUUCUGCGUGCCAUGAAGGAGGACAGUGAGAAAGUUCCAAGCUUGUUAACCGACUAUAUACUGAAAGUCCUGUGCCCUACAUAGAGCGGCGUCACAGUGGAGCUGCUUCCCUUCUGCAGACGCCAGGUGUGACCUCCUACAGUGUCACUCUCCAGAGUCCCUGCUUUUGGACAUCCAGCACACUUGAACUUGGAUUUGCAAUUCAGUGUUACCAGAUCACGACUUCACUAAUCCAUCGUAUUAGAGCACCGGGAGGGCUAUGGCAUUCUUGAAUUCUGGAGAGAGGUUAUGGAAAACAUAACCGUGGUGGACUGGUUUCUAAGUUAGCAGAGCCGAGGAGAGAGGAACUGUGCAUGCCGUUGUGUGUCGUAAUGACAGUGUGGCUGUUAGUGUCCGACUCCAUCUGAACUGCACUGAAGAACUAAAGCACUGGCAGGCCCGCCCCGCCCAUAGCUGUUUCCAGUGAUGGAGGGAAUCAGGCUUGAGUGUGCAGAGCAUCUUCUGCGGUCACCUUCCAGUGUGGCCCAGAGACUGAGAUGGGGUGCGGUGAAGCGGGACCCGCCCCCACUUGGGCCUAAUCGUGGGUGCUGGACACUGUUCUCACUCUGCCUGCUUCGCCGUUGUUGACAUAUGAGCCACUAGGAAUCAUUAGGACAGUGGAUGUUCUGUGUCUGUGAAGAAGUGUAUUUUGGAAGGGGUCCAUGCCCUCUAAGGUGCUUAAGGAGCUACUAUGGUACUGCCUGUUCUCAUGUUUGUGUUCAGUUUUAUUUAUACCUGUGUGCUUUUCUAGAAAAAGCUGCUCACGGCUACAACAUUAAUGAACACUUUUGCCAGUUUCAAUCAAAUCAAUGACAUUUAAUAAAAUAAUACAAACUUAA